CCUUCCCUUCCACGUUGGACCGGCCGUGCAUCCACUUUAGAUUGCAUCGAUUGAGGAGGGUGGGUCUGUAGGACGUUGCGAUGACUGAGUUUGGUGGUAGGCAUAUAAAAUCUGCCACUUGCCCUGGGACUCCUCCUAGCCGGUGUUUCCUUUACACCGGCCGGAGCACGACGGAGGGUCGAUUCGUGAUAGACCUCAUUAGAGUUUCUCUUUACAAUUAUUUUUUUGGCCAUGUCGCUGUUACAGUGCCCGAAUGAAGUACUCCUAUUGAUUACACAGGACUUGCCGGCUGCUUCUUUGAGCGCCUUCGCCCGGGCGAGCCGGUUAUUCUUCAACUUGGCUCGGGAAUUGCUAUUGCGGCAUGCUUGCAGUGAGAGGCAUGCCGUUUUGGCACUAUCUCUAGCAGCAGCCAACAGAGAUGAGGGGGCGGUGCGGUAUCUAUUGGAGAAUGGCCGGGGUUUUAGUAUUCGGGAGGAGGAUGGGAGCCCUCUCUACGGGCCUUUGAAUAGGUAUUAUAUUAAAAUAUAUAUCUCCCGCACCAGGAGCAUCCCAACGCGUUCAACUUCAGAUCACUGACUGUACCGUCACGGCAGUUUAAUAGCCUACAUUCUACAAAAAGGCCCCAACCUAAUAAUAAAUCACAACCUCACCUACACCUGCGCCACAACCCCUCACCACGCCAUCAUCAGUGGGAACACAACCCUCCUUAAAACCCUUCUCUCAAAGGGUGCUAACGCCAACCUGAAAGACUCCCUCCAUGGCUGGACUUCAUUGCACCAAGCCGUGCACUCGGAAAACUACCCCGCCAUCGAAACCCUCUUGGAAAACACACCACUGACCCUUAACUCCCGUAGCUCGUUCGGCGAAACAACCCUACACAUUGCCGCUACGCUCCGCUCCCCGAGAAUGUGCCAGUUCCUACUAUCUCACAACGCCGACCCGACCCUCCGAGACUUUUCCGGAAGCACUGCGUUAGCGUUGUCCGUGUCUUGGAAUAACCUUCCCACAAUCAAACUCCUCCUAAACCACAGCCCCACCACCAACACCGUAGCCGGCUGCGGCGGUGGAAAGGGUAUGAUCAACGUGCAGGACCAUAACGGUCGCACACCACUCCACCUUUCCGCGAUCCACUACACAACGCCCGAAAUCCCGCAUCUCCUCCUCUCCGCAGGUGCGGACCCAAAUAUCCGCACCCAAGCGGGAGAAACACCACUGCACUACGCCGCUACAUACACGAGACCAGAAUUGGUCGACUUGUUGCUCAGGCGCUCACCCGGAAUAGCCGUAAAUUCCAGGGAUAACACAGGCAGUACGCCACUGCAUUGGGCUACACGCUCUGGCCGCGCGGGCGUUGUCAGGCUGCUGAAGAACGCUGGGGCGGACACGGGGUUGGUCGGCAGGUGUGGGGGCUGGGUGGGCCGUAGUGGCCGUAGUGAUCGGGUGGGGAAGAGGAAUGGUGGCCGUGGUAUUUCCUGGGGAUAAUCAAGUGUGGGUAGGUGGGUCCGCGGAACAGGGUGUGUUCACAGGAUCUCACUCGUUCUAUGUGGGUCCUGACAUGUGCGUAAGUGGGGGGGUUAGGAAAUCGGGUGUGGGUGGGUGGGGCCGCUUGUCGCGGUUGGGAUGUACGUGGCAUGGUUGUGUACUAACAUACGGUAUCGUACACUUUGAAGGCGGGGGGGGAUGAAAGGUGGAGGUGGAGGUGGAAGUGGAGUCUGGUGGGGCAUGAAAUAUGUAUGAUACCAGUUGCCUAGCAGCAGCGUAUUAUUGUUCAAC
Molecule: messenger RNA, 1773 nt
Organism: Tuber aestivum (summer truffle)
Lineage: Eukaryota; Fungi; Ascomycota; Pezizomycetes; Pezizales; Tuberaceae
Source: the annotation of a GenBank genome assembly